This is a messenger RNA of Choloepus didactylus (southern two-toed sloth), 5382 nucleotides long. Its product is annotated as signal-induced proliferation-associated 1-like protein 1. Gene Ontology annotation, biological process: regulation of small GTPase mediated signal transduction; activation of GTPase activity. Gene Ontology annotation, molecular function: GTPase activator activity; protein binding. NCBI's taxonomy places the organism in Eukaryota, Metazoa, Chordata, Mammalia, Pilosa, Megalonychidae. Gene Ontology annotation, cellular component: cytoplasm. The record is from RefSeq and is a predicted model, not a curated record.
AUGGACAGGCCUGUUUCCACCGAGAGGGCCUCCAUUGUCGGAACAGGUGGCACUCCCAAAGUCCAUCCAGAUGACUUCUACAUGCGGGGCUUCAGGUCCCAAAAUGGCAGCUUAGGAUCCUCGGUCAUGGCUUUAGGGCCCCCUCGAAGUGAAGGUUUUCACCAUGUAACCUCAACCCCCAGAGCCCCAAAGAUGGGGGUUAGGGCAAGGAUUGCAGACUGGCCCCCAAGGAAGGAAAAUGUCAAAGAAUCUAGCCGUUCAAGCCAGGAAAUAGAAACCUCAAGUUGCCUUGAGAGCAUGUCCUCCAAAAGCAGCCCUGUGAGUCAGGGAAGUUCUGUUAGCCUCAACUCCGCUGACUCAGCCAUGUUGAAAAUCAUACAGAACAUGCUGAAGAGCCAGACGAGACCUUCGGAGACCAUGGACUCCAGAUUUCUCAUGCCUGAAGCCUAUCCCACCUCUCCCAGGAAAGCUCUUCGCAGAAUACGGCAGCGGAGCAACAGCGAUAUUACCAUAAGUGAACUGGCCAUGGAUAGCUUUGAUGAAUGUAUCUCACCCACAUAUAAGACUGGACCAUUGCUGCACAGGGAGUAUGGUAGCACAUCUUCAAUUGAUAAGCAGGGAACUUCCGGAGAAAGCUUUUUUGAUUUAUUAAAGGGCUACAAAGAUGACAAAUCUGAUUGAGUUCCAACCCCAACCAAGCUCAGUGACUUUCUCAUUGCUGGUGGAAGCAAGGGUCCUGGUAUCUCCUUGGAUGUUAUGGAUGGACCCAUCUCACAGAGGGAGAACAUCAGGCUCUUUAAGGAAAGGGAAAAACUACUCAAGUGCUGUUCCAAGUCUGAAACUGGAGACUCAUCCAUUUUUCAUAAAUUAUGCAAUGCCAAAGGUGAUGAACUUGGGAAAUCAUCAGAUCUUGAAGAUAACCGAUCAGAAGACUCUGUCCAGCUGUGGACAUGUCCAAAGUGCUUUGCCCAUUAUGAUGUCCAGAGUAUAUUAUUUGAUUUGAAUGAGGCAAUUAUGAACAGGCACAAUGUUAUUAAGAGGAGAAACAUCACCACGGGAGCUUCAGCAGCUGCUGUGGCAUCCUUGGUCUCUGGACCUUUGUCCCAUUCAGCCAGCUUUAACUCCCCCAUGGGCAGCACCGAGGACCUGAAUUCCAAAGGACACCUCAUCAUCACCUGGGGAGAUGAUAAAAGCAAUGAGCUUGUAAUGAGCUGUCCGUAUUUUUGGAAUGAGAUAGAUGGAGAAGGUGAAAGGAAAAUAAGCCUGCCAAAAUCAAAUUCUGGUUCCUUUAGUGGAUGUGAAAGUGCCUCCUUUGAGUCUACCCUUAGCUCUCAUUGCACAAAUGCAGGAGUGGCAGUACUUGAAGUGUCCAAGGAAAAUUUGGUAUUGCAUCUAGAUAGAGUGAAAAGAUACAUUGUGGAACAUGUGAAUCUUGGUGCAUACUAUUAUAGGAAGUUUUUCUAUCAGAAAGAACACUGGAACUAUUUUGGGGCUGAUGAGAAUCUUGGUCCAGUGGCUGUAAGCAUUCAAAGGGAAAAACCAGAAGAAAUGAAAGAAAAUGGAACACCAUACAACUACCGAAUAAUUUUUCAAACUGGUGAGCUCAUGACACUGAGGGGUGCAGUCCUGGAGGAUGCCAUUCCCUCAACGGCAAAGCACUCGACAGCCAGAGGGCUUCCCCUGAAAGAAGUGCUGGAGCACGUGAUUCCUGAGGUCAGCAUCCAGUGCCUGCGGCUGGCCUUCAACACUCCCAAAGUCACAGAGCAGCUCAUGAAACUGGAUGAACAAGGGCUGAACUAUGAGCAGAAAGUAGGCAUCAUGUACUGUAAAGCUGGGCAGAGCACCAAAGAGGAGAUGUACAACAAUGAAUCAGCCAGCCCAGCCUUUGAGGAAUUCCUUCAGCUGUUAGGAGAACUUGCUCAGCUCAAAGGAUUUGAGAAGUAUCAUGCACAGCUUGACACCAAAACUAACUCCACUGGAACCCAUUCUCUGUACACAACAUACAAAGAUAAUGAAAUUAUGUCCCAUGUUUCUACUAUGCUUCCAUACACACCUAACAAGCAACAGCUCCUACGCAAGCGACACAUUGGAAAUGAUAUUGUAACAAUAGUUUUCCAAGAACCAGCAGCAGAGCCAUUCAGCCUGAAAACCAUCUGUUCCCACUUUCAGCAUGUUUUCGUCAUUGUCAGGGUUCACAAUCCCCGCACUGACAGUGAUUACAGUGUUGCCAUCACCAGGUCUAGAGAUGUGCCUUCCUUUGGGCAUCCCAUCCCCAAAGGGAUCACCUUCCCUAAGUCUAAUGUGUUCAGGGGCUUCCUUUUGGCCAAAGCAGUUAAUGCAGAAAAUGCUGCUCACAAAUCAGAAAAGUUCCAGGCCAUGGCAACUCAGACCUGCCAGGAAUACCUGGUAGACCUGGCAGAAAAGAAUGUCACCAACACCCCUAUUGAUCCUUCUGGCAAGUUCCCGUUCAUCUCUCUGGCCUCCAAGAAGAAGUCCAAACCACAUCCAGGAGCUGAGCUCAGUAGCAUGGCCAUUGUGUGGGCAAUUUGGGCCAAAGACUACAAGGCCAUGGAAAUUGACUGCCUUUUGGGAGUCUCCAAUGAGUUCAUCAUUCUCAUUGAACAAGAAACAAAGAGCAUAGUUUUUAAUCAUUCCUGCAGAGAUGUGAUUGGGUGGGCUUCAACUGACAACAGCCUCAAAAUCUUCUAUAAGUGAGGAGAAUAUAAUUCUGUGGAGAGUUUCAUUAAUGAGGAUAUCAAAGAGAUUGUCAAAAGGUUGCAGUUUGUCUUAAAAGGUUGUGAAUUGGUGGAGAUGACUCUGCAGAGGAAUGGACUAGGACAGCUUGGCUUCCAUGUCAACUACGAGGGCAUUGUGGCUGACAUGGAACCCUAUGGCUACACCUGGCAGGCAGGGCUGCAGCAUGGCAGCAGACUGGUGGAGAUCUGCAGGGUAGCAGUGGCCACUCUGAGCCAUGAGCAGAUGAUCGACCUCCUGAGAACAUCUGUCACAGUGAAGGUGGUCCUCAUUCCUCCCCAUGAUGACUGCACCCCAUGAAGGAGGUGCUCUGAAACCUACCGCAUGCCAGUGAUGGAGUACAAAAUGAAUGAAGGAGUUUCCUACAAACUCAAGUUUCCCUUCCGAAAUAAUAGCAAGUGGCAGAGGAAUGCCAAUAAGGGGACUCAUUCCCCGCAGGUUCCAGCCCAGGUGCAGAGUCCCAUGACCUCGUGGCUGAAUGCUGGGAAAGGAGACUGGAAGAUGCCUCCUCCAGAAAGAGCUGCCAACAUUCCUUGAAGCAUCUCCAGUGAUGGGUGCCCACUAGAGAGGUGGCUUUCUCCUGUUUCAGACAUCUAUAAGAUGGUCUCAUCCAUUGCUUUAGCAAGAUCCCAGCAGUGCCGUAAAUUCCCUAGCAACCAGUCUUCAUCCAGGGAGACUGGCUCUGCUGGGGGCACUUACAGACAAAAGUCCAUGCCAGAAGGGUUUGGAGUGAGCUGCAGAUCUCCAGCCUCCAUUGACAGGCAUAACACCCAGUCGGACAUUGGUGGCAGUGGAAAUUCCACACCCAGCUGGCAAAGAAGUGAGGACAGCAUUGCUGACCAGAUGGAGCCAACAUGCCAUCUCCCAGCAGUAUCAAAGGUACUGCCAGCUUUCUGAGAGAGUCCCAGUGGGAGAUUAAUGUGGCAGGAUCCAGUGUUUCAUUUGUCUCCAAACAAACAAGGACAUUCUGAUAGCCACUACUUGAGCCACUCCAGUAGCAAUACCCUCUCCAGCAAUGCAUCGAGUGCCCACAGUGACUAGAAGUGGUGUGAUGGAGACCACACUGAAUCCAAGCUCAACAGCUAUACCUAUCUGCAAGGCACCUCUGCUGACAAAGGCAUCGACAUCACUUCCUAUGGGCCCAGCCAUGGCAGCACAGCCUCCCUGGGAGCAGCUACGUCAUUGCCUCACUCGGGGCCAGCCAAGGAGAAAGUGACUCCCCUGUGGCACAGCUCCAGUGAAGUGAUCUCAUUAGCAGAUCAGACUUUAGAGACAGAGAGCCACUGCUUGGACCAGAAAAUGUCUUCCCUGAGCUUAGAUAUCCACAGCAAGAGCCAAGCAGGCAUGAACCCUCUGACAAGGGAGAACAGCACUUUCAGUAUAAAUGAUGCUGCUUCCCACACAAGUACCAUGAGCUCCCAACACUCUGCCAGCCAAGUAGUUUUCACCAGUGCCAGAAGUUCACCCAAAGAGGAGCUUCAUCCUGCCACUUCUGCACAACUCGCCCCCUCCUUCUCCUCCUCCUCCUCAUCCUCAUCUGGGCCCAGAAUGUUCUAACCGCACCAGGGCACUACUAGCAAGUACCUGAUCGGAUGGAAGAAGCCUGAAGAAACCAUAAACUCUGUGGGAUUUAUGGACACAAGAAAGCACCAUCAGAGUGAUGGCAAUGAAAUAUCCCACACCAGGCUGUGUGCCUCAACCAGGGACCUUGGGGCAUCCCCUAAGCCAACCUCCAAGUCCACCAUUGAAGAGGAUCUAAAGAAACUGAUUGACCUUGAAAGCCCAACUCCUGAAUCGCAGAAGAAUUUUAAGUUCCAUGCACUCUCCUCUCCUCAGUCUCCCUUCCCUACCACCCCCACCUCAAGGCGGACCUUGCACAGAACCCUGUUAGAUGAGAGUAUUUACAGCAGCCAGAGGGAGCACUUCUUCCCCUCGAGGGCAUCACUUCUGGACCAAGCCUUGCCCAAUGACAUCUUCUUCAGUAGCACGUACCCUUCUCUCCCCAAGUCUCUUCCCUUGUGGAGGCCUUCUUACACCUUAGGAAUGAAGUCGUUGCACAGAGAGUUCUCAGCCUCGGGCAGCUCCCUUACUGACAUCCAAGAGACCAGAAGGCAGCCCAUACCCGACCCUGGCCUGACGACCCUGCCUGAUGCUGCUGCAGAUCUGGAUUGGUCCAACUUGGUGGAUGCUGCCAAGGCCUAUGAGGUCCAGAGAGCCUCAUUUUUUGCUGCUAGUGAUGAAAACCAUCAUCCCUUGAGUGCUGCAUCCAACAGCGAUCAGCUCGAGGACCAGACUAUGGCCCAGAUGAAGUCUUCCAGCAGUAAAGAUUCCUCUCCCACCCUGGCUUCUAAAGUGGACCAAUUGGAAAAUAUGCUGAAGAUGCUUCAGGAAGAUUUGAAGAAGGAAAAAGAAGACAAAGCCCACCUUCAGGCUGAAGUUCAGCACUUGUGGGAGGACAAGUUGAGGUUGCAGGAGGAGUCCCAGAAUGCCUCAGACAAGCUGAAGAAGUUCACGGAAUGGGUCUUCAAUACAAGACAUGAGCUAGGGAAGGCUGCAGUGGAAAGAAAAGGGGGACCCUGGGGUGUGCUCUCCAGUGAGUGCUUUGAAGCCCCUUGUUCAUGCCAGUGA